GUAUCGUUUAAUUCUCCCGUCUCUUGAAUACUCGCUUCACCUCACACACUCAGCGUGACUGCUGUUUUUCAACCGAGGUAUUCUAUCUUUUAUUCUCUGCAAAUUAUCGAACUAGAGAGAGAGAGAGAGCAUUUUCUCUUUCAUCGCCACGUCCCUGCCCUGUAGUUGAUUCAAAUUUGUGUGAGUUUUCUUCUGGACUGUAAAAAAGAGGUGUCUUUAAAAAUUGAACAUUUCUCAUCGGAGCUCUCCGAUUUAGAUUUUUCUUUUUAGUGUUAUUUUUGAAGAUUUCCUUCUCUGUAUUUUUCUGCUUCUUACCCAGAUGCCAUUAUAUUCUAUUUCUUUCUGAUUUGCAAUAAUGGCAUUGUGGAUCAGCUAAGUUCAUAUUAAUGCAUAGCAAAAAGGUGCAAGAUUUUUCUUUUCUUCCCUUUUCGGUCUCAUGAUUGAGGUCAAGAAUUUCCAAAAGAGACGAUGUUGCCCUCUCUCCCACUCUCGUCGUGUGUUUUAUUCAUCUGUAUUUCCGUUUCUUCUCUCCGCAUUUCAUCACUCACUGUCUAUCUUCUUCUUUUGUGAGACAGUGAGAGACAAAGCUGCGAGUGUGCAGGCGUGUGUGUGUGUGUGUGAGAGAGAGAGAGGGAGUUAAAUGAGUCGUUUUUAAUUGCGUGAAGAAGAACCCGAUUCCCUCAACAUCCCCCAAGUAAAAAGGACAACAACAAUCACUUUCCUUUUCCCCCCCUUUGCUUUAACACACACAAAAAUUGAACAAAGCCCAUUACCCAAAGAAGAAUGCACUUCUUUAUCUUCCCAAACCCAUUGUUUCUUCCUUUCCGUUGAGCCCUUUUUCUCAAAUCUGAAACUCACACCCUGGUUUUCUAAUUCUUUCAGCCGAUUUCCCACAUGUCUUUCUCUUUCAGUAGAUAAGGACAAAUGUGGGAUUAUUUAUUGUGCAGUCGGUUGCUUUAUGCAUAUUUUUCCUCGGUACUAAUACGAUCAUCAAAUUCGUCUCUGCAUCUGAUAUGAAAUGACCGAAACAUCCUCAACUUGCAAAUUAAAUUGAAGUUAUCCCGUCUUGUUCAUAGUUUUGGAAGUUUGUGUUACAAGAGAGAGAGAUAUUUGAAGCUGCAGUUGAGCUCAACUUUUUCAAAGGGGGGAUGUGAAAUGGGCUCUGCUGCAUUUGCUGAUGAAGAUGAGUCUCAGCCUAGUACUAGUAAUUGCAAGAGUUACAAGUUAUCAACUACGAUUCUUGAUGGAUGUGGUGCUGCUAAUCAUCAUGCCUCGAUUCCUCGCAAGCUACGGUCCGCCAUCAAAAAGCGGGGCCGGGUGUCUGUUACUUCGCCAUUCCUAACUUCAAGGAAGCAGCAUCGUGUGUCAACUACAGGUGAUACGCUCAGAAAAGAUGGUGCAAAGAAAUCCAAACUGAAUAAGAAGCAGAGACGCAUCACCAAGGAUGAGGAAGAAGUGGCUGAAACCUUGUUUGCUUUGGCUGGUAUGUUCUCUGAUGCAGACAAGGCAGAUCAGCAAAUAAUAGACGACGAAAAACCAGAAAUAAAAUCUUUGGCUACACUAGAAGAAGAUAGCUGUCCAACACUAGAAGAAGAGACUAGGAAAAUUGGCUCAAAAGUAACUCUUGGAGCUGUUUGUCCUUCAAGUGUGGUGAAUUCAACAGCAGAAGAAGUCAUAUACCAAACAUUAGAAGCUCGACAACCCGAGCUUUUAUUCUCUAGCAAGCAGGCGGCAAUCCCUAAUCCUUCUGGAGACCAAUCUGAUUUAAGACCGGGUUCCACUUCAAGACCACUAGUAUUGAUGCUUGGCAUGAACCCAAGUGGUGAAGAGGAACUUCACUUGGAUCAGGUUGCAGCUUCUGGAUUUCAGCAUGGCAAAAACAAAUAUAAGGAAUUGUUUCCUUUACCCAACUUGUCUGCAACCCGAGCCACGAGUUCUGAGACGCACAAAUCAUGCCUGGGGAGCCGCACUCUUUUUUCCACUCAGCCUCGUGUCGUUGAGAACACAAUUAGUACUGAAAAGCAUACAAGAGUUGGCCCUGAAUCGAACAAGUUGUGGAAGAGAUGUUCAGCACACGUUUACAUAAGUCGUCUUAUAAAAGUCUUGCAAAUAUCAGACAGAAAAGAAGGAAUGCCAGUGAAGCCUACCCAACCAACAACUUGUCAAGGUGCAGACAACCAAAUGCAGAGAAUAAAUGGUAGAAACGGCGACACAUAUUUUAGUGGCAUCGACAUAGUUGCUGCUGAAAAAGAUUCAACUGAAACCCAAAAUGGUAUCCUUUUGCAUAAGAGGCCCAUCCACGAUCAGCAGAUGGCUUCUGAAACCUCUGCAAAACAGGGAUACGACUUUUUAUCUUUGGGGACGGGGCAUAGUGGUUUGGACACCAGCGAGAGUGCAAACGAAGCAGGAUGUUUUCUCGAGCCUUCUAGACAGUACCGUGUGCCAUACAUGCAGUCACAAAACCAGUCCACUGUGCUUUGUUCACUGCCCCGGAAUGGCUAUUCUGCGUCUUCACAGAGUCAUAAUUCAGCUUCGGCAGCACAACGGGUGCUGCAGCUCUCUCAAUAUCAUAGCAGUAGUUUCGCGGGACAGCAACAGAACACGGGAGGAGGUGGUGGCCUGCCACGGCUUCCCCCGGACUGGAGCAAUGGAGCUGUGGUGAACUAUGCUCACUCUCUCUUCCCACAUCUGCAUGCCAAGUAUCAACAACUCUCACCUUCACAGCAGCAGUUUAUGGUUAUCGACUCGUCGUUCCGACAUCACAACCUUCCUUUGAGAAAUGGAGGCGUAAUCCAUCCUCAAAACAUAGCGCAGUUGCAACUACCCUGCAACCACCGCCUUUGACAUAAUUUCUUCACAUUUUGGUUCGUUUAACAACUAUCCAGUUUGCUGCUAAUUUUAGGCAUUUCCUUCACGUGGGCUUGUAAAUGAGAUUUACUUUCAAAUGACACACUGAAACGAGAGAUUGUGUCUAUAAUAACAGGACUUCCAAUGUAAAAGGAUGGUUAAAAAUGAAGUUUUAGGCACUGAAUUGCUCCUA
This is a messenger RNA of Salvia miltiorrhiza (redroot sage), 3040 nucleotides long. RefSeq lists its product as uncharacterized. NCBI's taxonomy places the organism in Eukaryota, Viridiplantae, Streptophyta, Magnoliopsida, Lamiales, Lamiaceae. The record is from RefSeq and is a predicted model, not a curated record. The transcript has 13 exons. The coding region runs from base 1156 to 2844 and encodes 562 amino acids.